AUGUGGCUUGGAAAGGGCAAGCUCAACCUUACCCCAGACUACCAGCGCAAACAUGUUUGGGAACCGAGCAGAUCUUCUCGGCUUGUUGUGACUGUGCUGUGCCGUCGUAUUGUUCCAGCUGUGACCGUUUGGCAAGAUAAAAAAGGGCGUUUGGAUGUUAUUGAUGGGAAGCAACGACUGGCAUCAUUGCUAGGGUUCUUCCUUGCUGGAGAUAACCCAGAGCACCACAAAAAAUUGACGGACACUGGCAAGUUACCCACCGAUUUCACGACACUCUCCCAACUCGAUGAAAAAUAUGAUACCCUGAACGGAUUGACUUUCGAGGCACUCAGUGAGGAACGGCAAAUAGCAUUUUCGUCCUUCACCAUCCCAGUUACGACAAUCCCAAAUAGAGCACCACAGAACCAUGUUCAUUCAUGCUUCUUAGACAUCAACUCGGGAGGACUUGAUUUGACGUACCAACAAGGCCGCCGAGUGGCUUACUGGAGUCCUUACAUCCGUUUACUUGAUAAGCUUGCAAAGAACGAGGACUUUCAGCGCAUUCGGGACCCUGAAGCCUUCGACAAGGGGGGGUACGUCCCUUGCGACAAAGAGAGUGAUUGUGAGCUAAUCUUGCGGGCUUUUGCUUGGGAACGAUUUGGCAAAAACUACAAGAAGCCCAUGGUCGACUUUAUCAAUCGGGAGCUGGAGCAUUUUGGCAACUUGAACAAUGAAGCUGCACAGAAAGCGAUCCUCACCAGCCGCAUGGCCGAGUUUGAGCUGGUCAUGAAAAUCUGGGCAAAUGUGUUCUCCGAGAAUAAUGGCGCAUUUCGGGCUUGGAAGAAUGGACGUUGGGCCAAGGAUAUUACACUUCCACUGUGGGAUUUGAUGUAUGCUGUGCUUGUGGAACUCACGCGAAAGUACCCAAAGGCGCACAUGUACACCAAGUGCAAGAAAGAGUUGCAAGCUGCCACCAAGUCUUUGUUCACAAAGUAUGACAUUGCCAGAGAACUCUCGUACCGAAGCGCAAAAAAAUUUCUGAAGCAAAAGGCUCUUGUAGACGGUGUCCUGUCAGAGGUUUUGAGUAAAGCCAAUCCUGAAAAUGGGCCUAGGCGCUUUGCUGGUGAUCUUGACUUGCGGCGGCAACAACUGUAUGAUAAGCAGGAGGGGAACUGCAACAUUUGCAAUCAGACUCUCGACGUGAAACGCAUUCACGAUGGGUCGUACGCUCAUCUUGACCACAAAAUACCUUACUCCAAAGGUGGACCGACGGAGGAAGACAAUGCUGCGCUGGUUCAUACUGAAUGCAACCUACACAAGGGUGCCAAAACCGAGUGA
Molecule: messenger RNA, 1317 nt
Organism: Seminavis robusta
Lineage: Eukaryota; Bacillariophyta; Bacillariophyceae; Naviculales; Naviculaceae
Source: the annotation of a GenBank genome assembly